AUAUGUGUGUGUGUGUGUACUUUUAUUGGACGUGAUUUGACGUGAUUAUCUGUGACAGCUAUGUUUUGACAACUGUAUGUAAUUUUAUUGUGAGAGACUGAAUAACAUUACAUCUCGUGGAUUUUGUUACAUUAAAAAAAAAAAAUAUAUAUAUAUAUAUAUUUGUGCAGAGCAUCGAAUCUGAUCAACGUAAAUCUAAAUUUCUCAUCUAAUCUAGAUUUUUUUAUAUCAGCUGUGAUCUAGGAUUCACUGAAUAUUGCUCAAUAUAUGUACUUUUCAAUGCAUAUGUAAAAUAACGUUAAAUAUUAACCGUUUGUGCCUAUAUUUUUUAUUUUAAACAAAUGUGUCAACGAUCGAAGUAAAUAAAUGUUAGGUUAGGUUAAUUUCACAUUUUAUAUAUUGACAACACACAAGAUGAUUAAAAUUAUUUAUAAUAAUUAAUAAUAACUAUACAUUUGAUGUGACAACGACCAAUUUUAAAUUUCAUAAAAAUAAGAUAAUAAAAAAAAAAAAAACAGUGCGAAUGAAAUAACAAAUUUAAUUGAUGCAAAAUGCAAGCAGAAGUAAACAGCAUAUUGAAAAAGUCAUUGCAAAAAGCUAGAGAACACAACAGAACUGGAAAUGUUGGAAAAGCUUAUGCAUAUUACACUAUUGUUGUAGAAUUAUGUCCAGCAAAGAGAUCGGAAAUUGAAGAAACAUUUACAGAUGUGCUAUGUGAAUGGGGAAUACAAUUAGCAGAAGACAACAGAUUUUCAGAUGUUAUACGCUGUUAUAAACAUUCUUUGGAUAUUUAUCCAAAUAAUGCUCGUAUGCUCAAUAAUUUUGCAGCACACUUGUUACGGAAUAACAAUCCUAUAAGAGCACUACAGUAUUUAAGAAGAGCUUUGAAAGUUGAUCCGAACUUUCUACCGGCAGAACGAAAUUUGCAAAAUGCAUAUAGUAUGGCAGUGGACAGAUGGCACUUUACAAUGCUUAAUGACAAGUGCAGAAACAAUGCUUUUGAGAAAGCUAUAUGCAAGAGAAUUAAUCAAGGAUAUGAUACAGUGUUGGAUGUUGGAACUGGUACAGGUCUUUUGAGUCUAUAUGCCAAAGCUGCAGGAGCCACAAAGGUGUAUGCAUGUGAAUGUUCUGAAAUAAUGGCGCUAAUUGCAAAGAAUGUAUUUGAAUCUAAUAAUGCAACUGAUAUAAAGUUAAUACCAAAACUGUCAUUCGAUCUCAAAAUACCUAUAGACAUUUCGGAAAGAGUAAAAUUAAUAGUGACUGAAACAUUUGAUGCUGGCUUAUUUGGAGAACUUGUAGUACCAUCUUUGAUUAACAUACACACGAAGAUUUUAGAUACGGAUGGUAUGGUAAUACCUAUGGGUGCGACAGUUUAUAUAGCGGCUAUUGAAUGUGAACAUAUUAGAUACAGAUCAUCGGUGGUUUUUGAUAGGAUAAAAGAUAAGAGUACUUUAAAUUUUAAUAAGGUAUCUAUAUUAUCAGAUGAUGAAUAUUACGAUACAGAAAAUCUGGAAAAAGUUCAAAUUAAUUAUGUAACAGAACCACAAGUUCUGUUUAAUGUAGAUUUUAAUAAUUUGUUACAAUUGCAAGAAUUCUGCAAAGAUGGAAUAAAACAAAUGUUACAAACAAAAUGCAGAUACGAUGGCAUCCUAGAUGGUUUAGUUGCUUGGUUCAAGUUAUAUCUGGAUGAGGAAAUUACGCUGGAUUCUUCGGAUGGGAAGACUUGUUGGCAACUUGCUGUUUUUCCGGCAAUACCGAUUAUAUGCCAUGAAAGCGAUAUCUUGACGAUAAAAGCGGAAACAUUGAAGAGUAAAUUGAAAUGUUCUUAUAGCGCGAGCAAUGCGCAAUCAAGCAAGGAUUGUAAAUUUUUAUAUCGCUUGCCAAAAGAAGUAAUUGUCUUUCUAAAUGACUUUAAUUAUAUCGAAUUGCUCACAGAGAUCGGUAGAUAUCAAGAGAAUAAAGAGAUGAAAUAUAUUUUGGAUACUUCGCCUUUUCCAAUUUACGGGUUAACACUAUUAAAGGAAUAUAAAGAUAGUAAAAUUUUAUACUACAAAACUGACAACGAAACUCUUCGUUUUCUGAUUGAACAAGUAGCUCAAGAUAACGGGCUUCGAGAAAAAGUGCAUAUAAUAUCAAAUUAUGAUGAAAUUCCAUAUUCUUUAGAUUCUAUAUUAGUUCAUAAUUUUGACAUUAAAGGUGAAUUGAAAGACGAUCGGGAUAAUUAUUUAUUUUUCAGGUACUUACUUAAAAAACCAAAUGGUGUGUUAUUGCCAGAAAAAAAUUUUCUUAUGGGACAAUUAGUGUACUCAGAAGAUUUACCAAACAUGGUUUAUGUGCAAGAUGUAAAUCUCCAGAAAUCACCCAAUAAUCCUAUUUGUCUUGAUAUAAGUUCAGAUAAUAAAGACAAUCUACAAAAUAAUACAACCAAUAAAGUAAAUAAAAGUACAAAUUAUAUAGUUGCAGAACAUAUUAAUAAUUAUAAGAUUAAUCAAAUAUUUGAUUUGAACUCGAGUUUGUAUUCAUGUGAGAUCAUGUCUGAGGUACAAACACUAAUAGAAAUAAAUGAAAUGGAGACUACCGAGGCAAUCGUGAAUUUCGGGCAAAUAAAUAGCAUAAAAAAGAAAACUUUACCAAAUGCCUUAAUAUGCUGGUACAGGGUUCAACUUAGUCCACAUCAUAUACAUGAUACAGAGAAGAAUGGUUCUUUUAUGAAUCAUACCGCAAUCGUUUUUGAAGAUGAACUCAAAAACAUUAUUUUGAAAGAUAAAGAAGUAAAAAUUAAAGUCCAUCAGAUGAAAGGUUUAAUAAAAAUCACAGUACUAAAUUUGUGAAAUGUAUACAAAAAGAAUAAACUAUUUUAUAGUUUUGUACAAUUU
Messenger RNA from Nylanderia fulva, 2876 nucleotides. Its product is annotated as protein arginine N-methyltransferase 9. NCBI's taxonomy places the organism in Eukaryota, Metazoa, Arthropoda, Insecta, Hymenoptera, Formicidae. The record is from RefSeq and is a predicted model, not a curated record. Gene Ontology annotation, cellular component: nucleus. Gene Ontology annotation, molecular function: histone methyltransferase activity; protein binding; protein-arginine N-methyltransferase activity. Gene Ontology annotation, biological process: chromatin remodeling; peptidyl-arginine methylation, to asymmetrical-dimethyl arginine.